This is a messenger RNA of Rhinichthys klamathensis goyatoka, 533 nucleotides long. RefSeq names its product protein shisa-5-like. NCBI's taxonomy places the organism in Eukaryota, Metazoa, Chordata, Actinopteri, Cypriniformes, Leuciscidae. Bases 21 to 533 code for a protein of 170 amino acids. The record is from RefSeq and is a predicted model, not a curated record. The transcript has 3 exons.
CCACCAUUGUUUCAGGAAUAAUGGGGAUUGUGGUCAUAUGCGUUGUGUUCGUCAUCUGCUGCUGCUGCCCCUGCUGCUGUAUCUAUAAAAUGUGCAGAAAACCCAGACGUAAGUGUUUUAGUGUCAAUAGAACGUUACAAUGUUACUUUCCCACAGCUGUGGUAGGAGGAACGCAUAUAACCACAGUCAUGAACACACAAUGCAUUCAGCAGCAACAGCCUGUCAUGCAGCCCGCUCAGUAUCCAGCAUACCAGCCUGUGCCGACUCAACCGGGAUACGGCGCUCAGCCGUUGCAGACGGGACCAUAUCAGGGACAGCCAUACGCACCAGGACCCCCACCACCAUACCACAUGGCCGCAAACCCUGGAUAUCCGAGUGUUCAGGCUCCAUAUGACGGAAGUCAGGCAGCGUACCCCAUGAUGCCCCCUGCCCAGCCCGAUAUCGCUUAUCAGCCCCCAGAGAAAUCCGAUCAGCCGGCCUAUAACCCCGCCUACAUGCAGCCACCGAAGACCGAUACUAAGAUAAGAUACUAA